Haplochromis burtoni (Burton's mouthbrooder) is the source of this 5818-nucleotide messenger RNA. It is a transcript of the gene e2f2, whose product is annotated as E2F transcription factor 2. The record is from RefSeq and is a predicted model, not a curated record. Bases 3143 to 4240 code for a protein of 365 amino acids. Gene Ontology annotation, biological process: regulation of transcription by RNA polymerase II. Gene Ontology annotation, molecular function: protein dimerization activity; RNA polymerase II cis-regulatory region sequence-specific DNA binding; DNA-binding transcription factor activity, RNA polymerase II-specific. Lineage: Eukaryota; Metazoa; Chordata; Actinopteri; Cichliformes; Cichlidae. Gene Ontology annotation, cellular component: RNA polymerase II transcription regulator complex. The transcript has 7 exons.
AAUCACACAAAUACAAGCCUGGGGUCGUGUUUCCUUACUGUUUAAUAUCCAGCGAAUGAUAUGCAUAAUGUCCGGGGAGGAAUAUUUAACUUUUUUCAUUGCUAUGCAUGUUUGAGAAGGGUGCAUUCAGAUAUGUUUUGACGUGAUAAGCCACAGAGGGGCCACUGUGGCUGCUUCUGCUGAUGUGCAUGACUGGUGUCUUCUCUCUUUCUUUUUUUUCCCCCUUAUCCAUGCCAGGCUGUGUGACAUCUUCUCCCGCAGUCCAGCUGUAGCUAAGACAAGGCCAGACGCCUUGUUCUGUGUUUGAUGGUUUUGAUGAGCCAGUAGGGGUGCUUAGAGAGAGGCCCCACUCUCUUGUGCCCAAAUAACGAGUGUCCCCCCUCCUUGGUGCAGCAGAGCUAUUUUUUUUUUUUUUUUUUUUAAUACAAGCAAACAAUGCAGGGGCUCGACCAAGCUGCAGGAAAGACACUUAAGGCAAAUUCAUAGCUUCCCAACACUUGUAAUGGGAGAUAACACACACAACAGAUGCUCCACCCUCACUUCCCAUUAUGUCAAAACAGGGUCUGUGUUGGACUGUGGGAAGGAAGCAUAGGUCAGAGGUCAUAACCACAGAACAAGUGUAUUUUCUGGAGUGUGAAAGUAUUACUAUCGGAAGCCCUAAAGCAUCACCAAUAAGUAAAGGAUUAACCUGUUUUGUAAAACACAUACACAGUUGGCUUUAAUGAUGUUAAGUAAUGUCGUUCAUUUUAAACUCGAAUGCUGAAGAUUAUUUGAAAAUCCUGAUCUGAGAAGAUUGGAUGACACUCAGCAGCUUUUUAGUGCUCCACACCUGUUGUUGUUUGUUGUAUUUGGUGUCUUUAUUCCAGCUGACUCGUCAGCCCCGGAGUCUUUUUUUAGAUUUAAUGAAUUGCAGUAACGCUAAAGGGGUUAGAGUGCGUACAGGGUUUUCAAAUCUCAUGUCAAAUCCCCAGCCCUAAUAGGCCCUUCAAGAGGAUUAGAUGGAUAUAAGUAAAGUGAGAAAUAGGGUACCACCUGGCAUAUCAUGUGCCAAUGUGAACCUAACUGCUGUCAAAGUGUGUAUGCAUUGUUGGUUUCUAGAAAUAUUACGUGCAUUCACGCUUGAUAACCUGGUUUUCGCCUUGAAAUCCAACCUUAAAGUUUGGCCAUAUAAGUGGUCCAUACUGGAUUUGAUGUGGUUCAGUAGGCUUUAUGACACGACCCCCGUGUAUGCAGUCAUGUCGCCUGUGUUUUUGUGCAUGCACACUGUGACCACGGUAACUUCUGUUUUCAAGGGAUUUGAAUAUUUUCAGUUGUUGCACAUUGUCACAGGUGCACGUUUCAAUUUACCAGAAAAACAGGAGCCUAGUUCGGGUUGGCAGAAGUGACGGCACGGUUGAAAAUACGGAUGAGGUUUCAAAAAGCUCAAGAAGCUUAAGAAACUUCCUCUGGAUCACUUCAGUAAUUUGGGUAAACUUAAUCAAAGGGAGUGAACCCACCUUAAAGUUUCUGUUUUUAAACUUAUCAUUUUAAGUGAUUUGAUUCCCGUGUCUAGAAAUAAGUGGUACAGUGGGCUUUAAUGAUGUUUGAGCGUAUUCCUUCUAUUAUACGUUAGUUUUGUUGCACUAAUAUAUAUUUAUGAUUUUGACACAAGGAUGUCAUUAUCAUUAUGUUUGGGUUUGAAUGACUAAAAGUAACGAAAUUUGAGUUGCUCUUGUAUGUGUUGCGAUGGCUGGUGGUAGCUAUCUUGCAGGAUACAUUUGAUGUGAUGAUAUUAUGAAGUUUUAUUGACGACAGUAAAGAAGCUGAAGAUAAUAAUGUGUUGCUGACACAGCUAUUUCAGUGCAUGUUCAGUCAUGACUUCUCUGUUUACAGGAAGUGUGGCCUUUUCAUGUACUUACGGCUCACUUCCUUUAACCUAUACAACAUUAUAACCACAGCUUUUUUCUUUAAGCUUUCCUUUUUUAAAACUUUGACUGGGAAACCAGAUUCUAAAGCUUAGCAUUUAUUUAUUUUAAGUACAAACAAUCUAAGCACAUACAAAGUCCCACACGUUUGUAGGCACCUACCUACAAAAAUAAAAAAAAAAAGGUUAAUAUUUGACUGAUUUUAGUAAACUUCAGCUGCAGAGAUCCAGUCUUUACUUAUUAAUCUUACCAACUCUAGAAAAAGGCAACGUAUCAGCUAUUGGCAUGUGAAUUUUUCACCAGGGUGUGUAAACUGUUGAUAAACUGUUGUCUCUGCUUCCUUUCAGCUCGAUAGGGAUGUAAAUGUGUUACAGUAUUCAGACCUACAGCCAAAGUCCAGGGAAGCCCUUUUCUCUUAUUGGACUGCGGAUGAAUGAAUUUGUCAGUUUAGGCAAAGUUCAGUACAGUCAAACAGCGGUAUGGCAACAGGAUGCAUCUCCAUAAUAUUCACCAGGAACAAUGUCCCAUUUAUUCCCUGCUUAUGUGACGUACUCGGAGUUUCAUGGAAUGCGCACAAUCCACCACAACUGAGUGAUUACGGAUGUCAGCUAAUGCCUUAGUCUUUCUCCUUUGGUAAUUUUUAGGAACACACACAUCUCCUGCAACCAACCUUCAGCUCUGGUUUGACCUUUUUUUAGCCCCUAGGGUUAACAACCCAUUCAGGCUAAUGCUUUGGUGGGAUAUUGGACACAGUACCAACUGUAUGCAUUCUCUCUAUUAUCUGUUUUGUUGGUGUGUUUUCCAUUUAACCCCAGCUUCAGGCAAAUACCAGCCCUACAGGGCAAUGCUCUCUAUAGGGGGAGUUUUGCAUUUCAAAGCAGCUUACCCUCAUCAGGCAGGCAAGCCACUGUGGGGACGGAUCCACACCUCUGUUUAACCGCUUAAGAGGCUGUUGUAGGGCAACUUUUGUUUUUCCUUUAUGUCCAAGGGUGUGGUAGUGAAGGGGCUCGGUACAGAGCGGUAGGUACUUGUAGGCAUACUGAAACUUGCCCUUUGCCUGGAUGGAAUCUAAGUCUGGUGCAGCCUGACUAGCAAGAUCUGUUUGUUUGAGGAGAGGCCCGACUGCAGAAGCCCUUCACGUGAUUAUGAUUACAUGCGUGGAGUUUACAGCACAGCAGCAGAGACGGCGGGAACCGGCCAAAGAAUAUACAGCAAACAGAAGGGGCCGCGUGCAGUAGAUGGGCGUAACUGGGCAAUCGGGCAGGGCCAAGAGGAAGCUGGAUUUAGAAGACCCUCUGUAUCUGCCAGAGUUUCGCACGCCAAAAGGAAAAUGCAGCAUUGCAGCACGGAUACCAAGCCCAAGGACUCCAAAAUCUCCGGGUGAGCGGACGCGGUACGACACGUCAUUGGGCCUGCUGACCAAGAAAUUUGUGGGUCUCAUUGCUGAGUCUCCUGAUGGAGUCCUUGAUCUGAACUGGGCCACUGAGGUCCUGGAGGUCCAGAAAAGACGCAUUUAUGACAUCACCAAUGUUCUAGAGGGAGUCCAGCUUAUCAGGAAGAAGUCAAAAAACAACAUCCAGUGGCUGGUUGGAGACGUGUUUGAAGGUGGAGCGGGUGGAGGGGAGAAGGCCCGUGCCCUGAGGAAAGAGCUUGGAGACCUAGAGAGAGCAGAGAGAUCUCUGGAUGAACAGAUUCAGUCCAGCACCACACAGCUCAAACAACUCACUGAAUAUAAAGAGAGUCAGAGAUUGGGCUAUGUGACGUAUCAAGACAUCCGCUCCAUCGGCAGCCUUCAAGACCAGACAGUCAUUGCUGUUAAAGCCCCUGCAGAGACCAAGCUUGAGGUGCCAGACACAGCAGGGCAGGGGUCUUUGCAGAUCUAUUUAAAGAGUAGAAAUGGUCCCAUAGAAGUCUACCUAUGUCCUGAUGAGGGUCUUGAAGAAGCUAGUCCUGUUAAGAGUGUUGUCACUCCCAAAAAGGAAUUCCCUCAAACGCAAGACCCUCCCGCUGCAACCCCAAUAGGACCACCGAGUUACAGCGUCAAAGAGGAACCUGUUGACUCCAACAUUUCCGCAGCAGCUCCAGCCGCCUCCUCAGCUGUGACCUCCACGUCCUCUCUGCUUGACGUAGAGGGUCUGCUGGGUUUGCCCCCGAGCCUGCUUCAGAUAACCGAGGACCAGCUUCCUGGCACCUCCUUCACGUCAGACCCCAACACCCCCUUUGUCAGUUUUUCUCCACCUUUGGACCACGAUGACUACCUCUGGAGCCUGGAAGACAGCGAGGGAGUGUCAGACUUCUUCGACACUUACGAUCUCGGAGAUUUGUUGAAAAGCUGAGGCUUAGAUGAAGGGAUGGGGCGGAGAAAAUUCAGGGAGAAGAAGGGUAAUAUUUAAUCGAAUGCCUUCUUGGGACAAACUAUUACACUAUGAAGCCAUCAGUUUUAAUGUCCGAUGGAGGAAUCAACUUCUUUGUUUAAAUUAUAAAGUGAAAAUAUUUGUAUAUAUAGUAAAUUUGGGCAGUAAGUCGAGUAAGUCUCAUAGAGAGCAGGAGUUAUUGUUUAUGUCGUAUUGUCAGCGAAAGAACUGAUGAUGCAUUUGUUUAUCAGUCAUUGUUUAGUGUGACCAACUCAGGAAAUUUUUUUUUACCCCUCGUUUCCAAAGUCUAAAUAAUUGUUUGUACCACUCUUUGGCCCAUAGGGGGCAGCAUUGUAUAAUGUCAGCUUUAACUGCCAUGCAGCGUUACAGGAUUCAAUCACUGGAUCAAAGUAAGCUAAAGCCAUGAAGAGCCAUACACACAGGGUCUGUUUGCAGUGUUUUCACCACUGAUCAAAUUAAGCUGUGAAUGAACUUCAGUGUCGACAUGCAUCUACAGCUCGAGAAUACACAUCAGGUGAGAUCUCAGCAUAGAUUUUAGACAUUAAAACUGGUUUUCAAAGGUGCUCAUGUUGCUUCUUUCAUGCCUUAAGCUUUGUGUCAAGCCUUGUGUGCCUGAAUGUGCAGGCUGUGACCCAGAGUCGAGUCAGAGGUCAUGACAAAUGGUGGCUAUUUUUUUUUUCUUUUUAUCUCUUUGAACAUGUACAAUCUUUGAGCGACGCCUUGUAGGUUUGGCAGCUUUGUUUCAGUUGUUGCUCUGUUGAGUUUAAUAGUUGUCUUUAACUGAGUGGUUUUAAUUUAUUAGUGUAAAGCUACUAUUGUAUUUCUUAGGAAAUAACCCAAAACGAAUUAAAUGCAGCAUCUGUGUUGCAAGGGGGGUGAAGAGAGGUGGGUGAUGGGGGAGAGGAGGGGGUUAAUUGAUGUAAAUGAGGUGUAAUUAGAGGAGCAAUUUCUUUUUCCGCUAGUUUUAAAAUGAAUGAACUCUGUUACUUCAGCAGAAACAGAAACAAUGAGAAAUUUGUCUUUGCUGUUCAGGUUUUAGGCCCACAAAUGCUUUCCCUGCCUGCUGCGGCGUAACACUUUUACAUGUCAGAGAUGUGCUCCUGAGGAUGGAGUAGCUCUGACUUUAAUCUGUUUGUUUGUUUUUAAAAAGUGUUUUUGAAGUGUUCUAGAAAUAUAAAAUUUGGUAUAUUUUUGGCUUUCCCUCUACACUGCAGAGAUAAGCUAACUGUCCUGUCCUAUCAAAACUUGAAAUUGAGUGUUGUGGUGCGUAUUUGACAGCUUGGGAAAUGGUUGUUGUGCGUUUGUGCGUGCAGGUUUUUUUACAAUGUAGAUUAGAGAAUUGUGAAUUCAGAUUUUGUAGUGUGUGUGUGUGUGUUUUUUUUCAAUGAGCAUUAUUGUUUUUGGUAUUUGUACAUAACUUGUUUUGUAUUUAUACCUAUUUUUUUCUAAAAAUUUGUUGGACUGUUGUAAGUCAUUCAGCACUUAAUGAUUUGUAAUAUUGUGAAGUUAUUAAAUAAAAUAUACUGCAGCCAUUGUUUA